Xenia sp. Carnegie-2017 is the source of this 1228-nucleotide messenger RNA. RefSeq lists its product as uncharacterized. The coding region runs from base 1 to 1107 and encodes 368 amino acids. The record is from RefSeq and is a predicted model, not a curated record. Lineage: Eukaryota; Metazoa; Cnidaria; Anthozoa; Malacalcyonacea; Xeniidae. The transcript has 2 exons.
AUGGCUGCUGAAGAUAACGAAAACGCUUUAAGGACUUUAAUAGAAAAUUAUUUUUAUUCAGGAUAUAAAUACAGCGAAAUAGUCUUACUUCUAGACAAGCAUCAUGCCGUAAAAAUGUGUUGUAGAACUUUAAAAGAAAACUCAGAGAAUAUGGUUUCAAAAACGAAAAAUGAUGAUUGUAUUGAUGACGAUAGGCUAAAAGAAACUAUUCGUCAGCUAAUAAAUGAUGCUGGAAGCUUGUCAGGAUAUCGAACAAUCUGGCAUACCCUGCGUCGUCGAUUCCACGUACACGUUUCACGUAAAAAAGUGGCAUUAAUAAUGAAGGAAAUUGAUCCACAAGGUGUCCAGCAAAGCUAUGAGAAAUUAAAGCCCUAUGGAUUCCCUAUUCAUGGGGCUAUAGAUGGUUACAGCCGACGGGUAAUUUGGCUUGAAGAGGUAAAAUCCAACAACGACCCAAAAGUGCCUGCAAAUCUUUUUCUUAAAAGUGUAAAAGAAAACCUCGGAUGUCCACUUCUAUUAUGGAGUGACUGUGGCACAGAGAAUGGAUUGGCGGCUUCAAUGCAAUGUUAUUUUAGAGAUAAUGGGACAGAUGACUUGGCAGGAGAGAAUGCUCAUCGCUAUGGUUCUUCUCACGCAAACCAGAGGAUAGAAAAUUGGUGGUCGUACUUUCGUCGUAGUCGAAGCAACUGGUGGAUUAAUUUUUUUAAAGGUCUAGUUCACGAUGGGGUUGUUCUUCUUGGAAACUUAAUUCACAUGGAGUGCCUCUGGUUUUGUUUCCAAUCUGUGCUACAAAAUGAACUAAAUGAUAUAAUUGACCACUGGAACACUCACUAUAUCCGACGUUCGCGAUAUGAUACUAUACCUGGCGUGCCAAAUCGUCUUUACUUUUUACCACAAUUAACUGGUGGAGCUGACUACAUUGUCCAAGUGCCAACAGACAAAAUUAACGAAAUGGAGGAAGAAUGUGAGAUGGAAGAAGGACUAAAUGACUACAAAGAGUAUUUCGAACAUGUAAUGGAAAUAAAAGGACUACGUCUUCCAAAUAAUGCAACUGAAGCAUUAGCACUAUUUCAAUGCUUAGUAGAAACUGCUAAUGAUAAGGAUUAAAUGUUAACGGGAAAAUCGACAAAAAAAACAUGAGUUUCACGUCAUGGACAAACCAGGCACGACGUUUGACUUUUGCUGUAAAUGUUGUUUACGUACACUAGAGUGUAAGCGAAUAACCAUA